This is a messenger RNA of Lodderomyces beijingensis, 690 nucleotides long. The record is from the annotation of a GenBank genome assembly. NCBI's taxonomy places the organism in Eukaryota, Fungi, Ascomycota, Pichiomycetes, Serinales, Debaryomycetaceae.
AUGCACACCAGCCAGGAUCACGCUAACCCACCUCAUGCCAAAUCAUCUUCCAUAUCUUCCAUAUCUUCGGUAUCGUCAAUUGAAACAAAUAACUCCACAAAGGAUCUAAUAAAAAACAUGUCACCUACAGCCAUGAGUAAUGCAAAUACACCACAACAACAGCCACCACAAACCACCAAUAAGCUUCCUCAGUCGGUAGCGUCAAAAACCAACUUUUACAAUGACCUUGAUGCUAAAAGUAGAGACGCCACCAACGUGAAGAAGAACAAACCAAUCAAAUUCACCGUUCGAAAAGUGUCGCACGAACCAAUCAACAGUGGCAACCCCAACUACUCUUUCAAACCAAGUCAAAAUAAAAAUUCACCACAAGGCAGCGCCGUGGGCACUUCCGAUCAUCAGGAUCUGCUGAAGUUGAAGUCGAAACUAAAGAGUGCCCAGUCGAAAUACUGCGACUACGAAGUAAGAGUCAUCAAGAUCCAAAAGGAAAUUGAAUUUCUAACCCAGUUGCUACCCCCAUACAACGUUGAAAUCGACUAUAGCACCAGGGUCAAAAUCAACAAGGCCAUCGAGAAACUCAAAAAUAAGCAAGACGAAGUGGAAAAGAAAAAGUAUACUUUGGGUAUGACCAUAAGCAGACUAACAAGAGGAUACGAAGGUGGUGAAAUUUGGGUGAGAAAAUUUGACAGCUAG